Ochlerotatus camptorhynchus is the source of this 1513-nucleotide messenger RNA. RefSeq names its product transcription factor grauzone-like. Gene Ontology annotation, molecular function: zinc ion binding; chromatin insulator sequence binding. Gene Ontology annotation, biological process: regulation of transcription by RNA polymerase II. Bases 10 to 1482 code for a protein of 490 amino acids. Gene Ontology annotation, cellular component: nucleus; chromosome. The transcript is spliced from 2 exons. Lineage: Eukaryota; Metazoa; Arthropoda; Insecta; Diptera; Culicidae. The record is from RefSeq and is a predicted model, not a curated record.
CAAACGAACAUGAAGUCCGAUUUGCCUGGUGAAAAUUGUUUUAUUUGCCGUAAGAAACCUGAAAAUGUUCACAAUACAUCGGAUUCCGAUUGCCACGUAUUCUGUAAACAUUUUUGGUUCAAGGAGGAUGACCUGCGAAAUGCUAUCGUUUGUGGAAUCUGUUGGGAAAAGGUGGACCAGUUUCAUCAAUUCUACCGAGAUGUGCAGAAGCUCCACGGACAGCUUGAAGCGACAGCACUAUCAGUUUUCAUCAAACAAGAGGAAACCGAGAUUGAAGAGGAUCAACUUCAGGAAAAUUGCAUAGACCUGCCUGUGGAUGAACUAAAACCGUUCGAUAUAGUGGACUGCAAGCUUGAGAUUCCGGAAGAAUGCAAUGAACUCCUGAACGAGGAAUCGAGCCAGGAGCCACGAAAGAAACGAAAGUACACGCGACGACCACCGGGUGAAAGGAUUGCGAAACAGAAAAAGCCUCAUUCGCGUAAACUGUUGACCCCUGAAGAACGGCAAGCGGAAGAUGACUUUAUCAAACAACACACCUUCUACUUCUGCGAGGAAUGUAAUAUGGAAUUUGAAAACUUCCGUGCUAUCAAACGUCAUCGAGUAAAAACGCAUAAUAAGGAUACGGUUGUAUGUUGCGGAACUCAGCACAGGACACGUCUUUUCUUGUAUCAGCACGUGCAGAAUGUGCUGAAUCCGGAAGCGUUCAAGUGCGAAAUUUGUAAUGGUACUUUCAAGUAUCAGAGCGGUUACCUUCGUCACAAGAAAGAGCAUCACACUGACAGAAAGGAACCAAUAUUCAAAUGCCAUCGAUGUGAGAAAAGCUUCACUAAAGAAGUGAUAUUGAAAAGCCACUUGAUGGGACAUGAAACACUGGACAAGCAAACGGUUAAAUGUGAGGUAUGUGGCAAGUGCUUCGGUCAUAAACGGUUCCUGAAGAACCAUGUCAAAACUGUUCACCAGAAGCCAACCGAUUUCAUAUGUGAGAUUUGUUCGAAGGGAUUCUACCUACGAUCGACGUUUCUGACGCAUCGCAAAAAGCACGAGCUCACGACGGAGCAGCAACGGAAGCAGUGUCCCAUUUGUAACAAGUGGUUGAGGCAAACCUCCUACUGGCGGCAUGUGCGGCGCCACGAAGAGGAGGGCAAAGAGUACAAGUGUGAGGUAUGUGCACACGUUUCGAUCAAUAUGAUGGCCCUGAAGGUGCACAUGAAUCGCAAGCACGUGCCGGAUAGGAAGAGACAUGUGUGUGAGUUGUGCGGUAAGGAGUACUCACGGCCAACUACUCUGCGGGAACACAUCGCAAAUGCCCAUACAGGAGAGCCGCUCUACCAUUGCCAGUACUGCGAGAAGAAGUUCUUCUCCCUUGCCACAAUAUGCACUCACCGGAAGAAGAAACACCCGCAGGAGUGGCAGGAGGAACAAUUGGCCAAGUAUGCCCCCGCCGACAGUAGGGAAGAUGGAUCAGGCGAAACGGUUUCUUGAAUGCUUUGUAAUGUAGGAAAUAGUCUGUUUU